CCGGCAUGCAAAACAGCUGACUCCGAGAUUAAACCAACAAAUCUUGUUCCUCUGAGUGACGGCGAUGCUCGCCGGUCUUUAAAGAGGUACUUGGCCUGAGGUAGCUCUUCCUCGGCGAGGCGAAAACCUACUGCGUGACCAAGUAUUGCGCGACAGGAACACUGAGAAGACGGUGCUUGCUCAGGGCUGAAAGUGGCGGUGCCAUCGCACACCGUCCAUGGCAUGAGGGGCCAUGCUCUCUACCUCCCUGUGCACUAUGGAUUCCACACUCCGGCAUCAGACAUCCAGAUCAUAUGGCUGUUUGAGAGAGCCCACACGAUGCCCAAAUACUUACUAGGCUCUGUGAACAAGUCUGUGGUUCCCGACCUGGAGUACCAACACAAAUUCACCAUGAUGCCUCCCAAUGCCUCUCUGCUCAUCAACCCACUGCAGUUCACUGAUGAAGGCAAUUACAUUGUCAAGGUCAACAUUCAGGGAAAUGGAACUCUGUCGGCUAGUCAGAAGAUUCAAGUCACCGUUGAUGAUCCUGUCACGAAACCAGUGGUGCAGACUCAGCCUUCCUCUGGGGCUGUGGAGCAUGUGGGAAACAUGACCCUGACAUGCCUCGUGGAAAGGGGCACCCGGCUGGUUUACCAGUGGCUAAAAAAUGGGAGGCCUGUUCACACCAGCUCCACUGCUUCCUUUUCUCUCCAAAACAACACCCUUCAUAUUGCUCCAGUGACGAAAGAAGACAUUGGGAAUUACAGUUGCCUGGUCAAGAACCCUGUCAGUGAGAUGGAAAGUGACAUCAUUAUGCCUACCAUAUAUUAUGGACCUUAUGGACUUCGAGUUAAUUCUGAUAAAGGACUAAAAGUUGGAGAAGUGUUUACUGUGGAUAUUGGAGAAGCCAUCUUGUUUGAUUGCUCUGCUGAUUCUUAUCCUCCUAACACGUACUCCUGGAUCCAGAAGACUGACAAUACCACAUAUGUCAUUAAGCAUGGGCCUCACUUAGAAGUUGCAUCAGAGAAAAUAGCCCAGAAGACAACUGACUAUAUGUGCUGUGCUUACAACAAUGUAACUGGAAGGCGAGAUGAAGCUCAUUUCACAGUCAUCAUCACAUCUGUAGGAAUAGAGAAGCUUGCACAAAAAGGGAAAUCAUUGUCCCCUUUAGCAAGUAUAACUGGAAUAUCACUUUUUUUGAUUCUAUCCAUGGGUCUUCUCCUCCUAUGGAAAAAAUAUCAACCCUACAAAGUUAUAAAACAGAAACUAGAAGGCAGGCCAGAAACAGAAUACAGGAAACCUCAAACAUUUUCAGGCCAUGAAGAUGCUCUGGAUGACUUUGGAAUUUAUGAAUUUGUUGCUUUUCCAGAUGCUUCUGGUGUUCCCAGGAUGCCAACUAGGUCCACCCAAGCCUCUGAUGGUGUACCAGGGCAAGAUUUGCACAGUACAAUUUACGAAGUUAUUCAACAUAUCCCUGCCCAACAGCAAGACCAUCCAGAAUUCAAAGCUGUCUACUCCAAAGUGAACAGAACCACAGCAAGGAUUGGCCUCUCACCCAGAGAAGUAAAUCUUGAGCUGAGGCCAAAGCAAGGGAACUACUUAUCCAGUUAACCUCGGGGCUGACACCAAGGAGUCGCCUUCCCUUCCCAGUCAUGGAAAAACUAAGCCUCCAGUCUUUUGAAAUCAUAAAAUGAACUUCCCUUUUUUGUGGUCUCUAGCUGCCUGCAGGUGUAACUGCCACAAAUCAUCUUCCAUCAUUUCUUUAUUUGUCAUUUAUUGACUUUGAGAAGAACAUCAAUAACCACACACAGGAACUUCCCCUUUGGCAAAAGAAACAGUUCUAGCAAAGUAAUUCAUGCACACUUCUGGGUAACUACCAAAAAUAACAGCUAGUAGUGGCUGAGUGCAUGGGAAAUGGUCGGAAGGGGAGGAUACGCAGUCCUGAGGUAGGGGGCAGGUGGAGGGAUGACUGUACAGUCAUUUAGGGCCUAAAUAAUGGCCAGAGCACCUCUGAGGACCCCAUCCGUGCAUUCCUUCUUGUCUCAGGGAGCCUGGAGAAAAGGGAGUCAGGUGAAUCAGGUGCAGACCUUACAGAGCUAACUUCUGGUUUGAAAAGAAAAGAAAAUUGCUUUAUAGCUGUUAUUAAUCUAGUAGAACACAAUAGUGGGAUAUUAUUCCAUAACAGUCAAAAAAAAUCUCUAAAAUGAUACAUACCUUCUUUACUUUCUAGAAAAUGAAGGGAUUCUUUUUCUUUGUCAAAAAUUAGGAAUAGGAAGAAUUAUGAGAGUACAUCUGCUUCC
This is a messenger RNA of Phacochoerus africanus (Common warthog), 2279 nucleotides long. RefSeq names its product HEPACAM family member 2 (gene HEPACAM2). The record is from RefSeq and is a predicted model, not a curated record. The coding region runs from base 223 to 1590 and encodes 455 amino acids. The transcript is spliced from 10 exons. Lineage: Eukaryota; Metazoa; Chordata; Mammalia; Artiodactyla; Suidae.